This is a messenger RNA of Scatophagus argus, 8044 nucleotides long. RefSeq names its product WD repeat-containing protein 7. The transcript has 31 exons. Gene Ontology annotation, cellular component: cytoplasm. Gene Ontology annotation, molecular function: protein binding. The coding region runs from base 222 to 4688 and encodes 1488 amino acids. NCBI's taxonomy places the organism in Eukaryota, Metazoa, Chordata, Actinopteri, Scatophagidae. The record is from RefSeq and is a predicted model, not a curated record.
CCGAAACAGCAGAAGAAGACGAAGAAGAAGAAGCAGAAGCUUCUUGUCGCGUGAUCAGCUGACCGAACGGUUUGGUUUGUCAGUGGGACAACCAGCUAAAAACAAGCAGAAGAGAAGGACCAUUACUGUUUUUAUUCGCCACGGAGAGGAACGUUCGUCGACAAGCCUUUGAUUAUAAAGAAAUGUUCCAAUAGGUUUCCCUUUUCUGAAACAUCAGCAUAAUGUCGGGGAACAGCUUGGUUCUGCCCAUAGUGCUGUGGGGCCGCACGGCCCCCACACACUGCAUCAGCAGUCUGCUGGUGAUGGACGACUUUAGCACCAUCAUCACCGGCUGCCAUGAUGGACAGAUCUGCCUGUGGGACAUGACACCUGAGUUGGAGAUUUGUCCCAGGGCUAUGUUGUUUGGUCAUACAGCCUCCAUCACCUGUCUGUCUAAAGCCAGUGCAUGCGGUGACAAACAGUACAUCGUCAGUGCGUCAGAGAGUGGAGAGAUGUGUUUAUGGGAUGUGAAUGAUGGACGCUGCAUUGAGUUCACCAAGCUGGCCUGUGCCCACACUGGCAUACAGUUCUAUCAGUUCACCAUCGGCACUCAGAGGGAGGGACGUCUGCUUUGCAACGGGCAUUACCCAGAAAUCCUUGUGAUGGAUGCCACCAGUCUGGAGGUCCUGUACUCGCUGGUGUCCAAGAUCUCUCCUGACUGGAUCAGCUCAAUGAGCAUCAUCCGAUCCCACCGAACACAAGAGGACACAGUGGUGGCGGUGUCAGUGACAGGGAUUCUGAAAGUGUGGAUCAUCACAGCUGAGGUCAGCAGGAUGCAGGACCUGGACCCUGUGUUUGAAGAAGAGUCCAAACCCAUCUACUCUCAGGGAUGUCAAAGUAUUUCCUUCUGUACCUUCACUCAGAGCAGCCUGCUGGUUGUCUGCUCCAAAUACUGGAGGGUGUUUGAUGCAGGGGACUACUCGCUGCUCUGCUCAGUGCCCAGUGACAACGACCAGACCUGGACGGGUGGAGAGUUCAUCGCAGCAGACAAAGUCAUCAUAUGGACUGAAGAUGGCUGCAGUUACAUCUACAAGCUGCCUGCCAGCUGUCUGCCUGCUAGUGAACAUUUCCGCACUGAUGUUGGGAAAACCAAAGAAGGCUCAAUCCCUCCACUGGUCUACAGCAUUGCAAACCACUCAGACAAACAGAAGGGAGGAGAGGAGGAGGAGGAGCUUGUGGAGGUGAUGUGCCUCGCUGCCAGUGGGUUCGACUUGGAACUCUACACCGCUGAGCUGCUAUACUGCCACCGGCCUGUAGAGGCGCCACUCCUGAUCUGUCCGCCUGUGACUCGGUUCUUCUUUGGCCGACGGGAGCCCUUCCAUAAACUGCUGAUCCAGGGAAACUCAGGGGGCAGACUGUCCCUGUGGAGCAUCCCGGACACCUCGCCCGCGCAGCCGCCAUCUACCACUGCAGAGCUGCAGGUGUCGUCCACCAUCAGUCUCCAGGAGGCGUUUGAUAAGUUAACCCCCGUGUCUGCAGGGAUCAUCGACCAGCUCAGUGUCCAGCCUGGAAAAGAAGAACCCGUCAAGGUGACAGCCAGCGUGUACAUCCCCUCUCAGGGUCGCCUGGUCUGCGGCAGAGAAGAUGGCAGCAUCAUCCUGGUUCCCGCCACUCAGACCGCCAUCGUCCAGCUGCUGCAGGGGGAGCACAUGCUCAGGAGAGGCUGGCCGCCCCAUCGUACCCUGCGAGGUCACCGGAACAAGGUGACAUGCGUCUUGUAUCCCUAUCAGAUCUCCCCCCGCUACGACCAGCGCUCGCUGGUGUCCGGAGGCGUGGACUUCUCCGUCAUUGUCUGGGACAUUUUCACCGGAGAGAUGAAACACAUUUUUUGUGUCCACGGCGGGGAGAUCACCCAGCUCAUCGUCCCUCCUGAAAACUGCAGCACUCGGGUGCAGCACUGCGUCUGCUCGGUGGCCAGCGACCACUCGGUUGGCCUGCUCAGUCUCAGGGAGAGGAAGUGCAUCAUGCUGGCAUCUCGACACCUCUUCCCCAUCCAGGUCAUCAAGUGGCGUCCAGCUGAUGACUACUUGGUGGUUGGAUGCUCUGACGGCUCCGUCUAUGUCUGGCAGAUGGAUACAGGAGCCUUGGACCGCUGUGUGAUGGGUAUAACGGCGGUGGAGAUCCUGAACGCCUGUGACGAGCUGGCUCCGGCCACAGUUGACGCUCUGAGCCACUCAGCUGUGAACCUGAAGCAGGCGAUGACUCGCCGCAGCCUGGCGGCGCUGAAGAACAUGGCACAGCACAAACUGCAGACGCUCGCCACCAACCUGCUGGCGGCCGACAACGCUGACAAGGGCAACCUGCCAAAAUACUCCCAUAAUGCGCUGGUGGUCCAGGCGAUGAAGACCAACCUGACAGACCCUGACAUGCACGUGCUAUUUUUCGACGUGGAGGCAGUGAUCAUCCAGUUGCUGACGGAGGAAGCCCAGAGACCAAACCCCACACUGGUGUCUCCGGAGACGCUGCAGAAGAGCCAGGCUGGGGCCGACAAGGGGGGCUCUUUCCUGGCCAAUAAGAUCUUCAAGCAGGUGAAGGAGACAAUGAAGGAGACCAUCAAGGAGCACCUGUUAGACGAAGACGAGGAGGAGGAGGAGGAGAUGAGGAGGCGGGAGGAGAAGUCCAAAUCUCUGAGUCUGCUUGAGUACAACCUGACGAUGGACACUGCCAAACUCUUCAUGUCUUGCCUGCAUGCCUGGGGUCUUAAUGAACAGCUGGACGGCAUCUGCCUGGAGCGACUGGGCAUGCUCAGACCGCACUGCCCCAUCUCCUUCGGCCUGAUCUCCAGAGGUGGUCACAUGUCCCUUAUGCUGCCCACUUUCAAGGAGUCCUUGCUGCGGCAGUUGUCACUGGCGACAGGUCUGAGGCUUACUCUGACGGACAUCGUAGGGAAGGGGACCUAUGGUGUGUCAAGGGCUGUCACCACACAGCACCUUCUGUCUGUAAUUUCUCUGGCCAACACUCUGAUGGGCAUGACCAAUGCCACUUUCGUUGGAGAGCACAUGAAGAAAGCACCAGCCAGGCCUCCCAGACCAGGAGGAACCCCGGAGACUCCUCGCAGGACGGUGGCUGCCCCCCCUCAGCCCUCCAACCCGGCGCUACAGGCCCAGAUCAAACAAGGUUGGAGUCAGCUGGCAGCCAUGCACUGUGUGAUGCUACCUGAUCUCCUCGGCCUGGAUAAGUUCAGACCUCCUCUGCUGGAGAUGUUGGCAAGGAGAUGGCAGGACCGCUGUCUAGAGGUGAGAGAAGCAGCACAAGCUCUCCUGUUGGCUGAAUUAAGAAGGAUUGGCCAGUCAGGACGAAAGGAGACCAUCGACAUGUGGGCUCCCUACCUACCUCAGUAUGUGGAUGCGGUCAGCUCCCCUGGGACGACUACUGAGGCCUCCCCCCCAGCCCCACCUCCAACUGAGGCUCAGCCAAUAGAAACCAAGGCUCCUGAGGAGGAAAUGGACGUCACGGAUGAUGACAUCACAGCAGGCUGUCUGUCCAGCCUUCCACCAAAUGCCAAGAAGAUUUCCAACUCUUACGAGGAGCGCCGCAAACAGGCCACGGCCAUCGUGCUACUGGGAGUCAUUGGAGCUGAGUUUGGCGCUGAGAUCGAACCUCCAAAGGGUUCAGCACGGGCUCGAGCUGGUGGACAGGCACCAGAGGGCUUCGGACUUACAAGUGGAGGGUCAUCCAAUUACUCACUGGCCAGGCAUACAUGUAAGGCGCUGACCUUCCUGCUGUUGCAGCCCCCGAGUCCCAAGCUGCCUCCCCACAGCACCAUCCGCCGCACCGCCAUCGAUCUGAUUGGCCGAGGCUUCACUGUCUGGGAGCCGUAUAUGGAUGUGUCAGCGGUGCUCAUGGGACUACUGGAGCUCUGCGCUGACGCCGAGAAGCAGCUGGCCAAUGUUACCAUGGGUUUGCCCCUCAACCCGCCGGCAGACUCCGCUCGCUCGGCCCGCCACGCCCUCUCUCUUAUUGCCACUGCCCGCCCACCGGCCUUCAUCACCACCAUUGCAAGAGAGGUUCAUCGGUUCAACGCGGCUCAGGCGAACUCUCAGUCUCAGCAGAACGUUCACACCACCACUCUGGCCAGAGCCAAAACUGAGAUACUGCGAGUGAUUGACAUCCUGAUAGAGAAGAUGCCUGGAGAUGUUGUGGAUCUGCUGGUUGAGGUGAUGGAUAUCAUCAUGUACUGUAUUGAGGGUUCUCUGGUGAAGAAGAAAGGACUGCAGGAGUGUUUUCCUGCUAUUUGCAAGUUCUAUAUGGUUGGUUACUGUGAUCGUAGUCACCGCAUCGCCGUCGGAGCUUGCCAGGGUUCAGUGGCCCUCUACGAUGUUCGUACUGGAAAAUGCCAGAACAUCCACGGUCAUAAGGGUCCAAUCACAGCAGUGUCGUUCGCCCCGGAUGGCCGUUACCUGGCAACAUACUCCAACGCUGACAGCCACAUCUCCUUCUGGCAGAUGAACACCAGUCUGCUGGGCAGCAUCGGGAUGCUGAACUCGGCCCCUCAGCUCCGCUGCAUUAAGACCUACCAGGUUCCUCCUGUGCAGCCGGCGUCUCCGGGCUCCCAGAAUCACCUGAAGCUCGCCCGCCUCAUCUGGACCUCCAACCGUAACGUCAUCCUCAUGGCCCAUGACGGCAAGGAGCACCGCUUCAUGGUCUAAACCAGAUCUGUAUCUCCAGCUGAGCCCUCGUGGUUGUACAGGACAGAUCCAAUUUUUGCUCCAAGGUGGAGUCUGAAAUUCUGUAGUGUUGAUUUAAGUUUUAGCUUCAAAUGUGGAUCCUGAGCUGCUGAGUCCAACAGAUGAUGCAGCCUAAAGGCUCGGUGAAAAAUCUGAUGGUAUCAAAAUUGAGCUUGACAUGAAAAGUGAAAACCAGCUCAGGUCCAGGUUUGGACUGGAUCAGUUUUUUGUUUAAUCUCCCACUGUGAUUGUUGUGAGGUAGCUCGCUCUGUAAUAUAUUUGAAAGUCGUGAUAAAAGGCUUGUUUACAUUCUGAUUUGCUUAGAUGUAUUUAUUAGUUCUUAAACAUUCUUGGCAUUCUUAUUUAUUAGCAGUUUUUGCUGGAUCCCAUUUGCUGCAUCCGUUUUUGGAUCCCAACUAUUCCUGUUCAUUUAAAGUCAGCUCUGCCCUUUGGCUUCCUACCUUGCUUUUAGUUUAUUUCAGUGCUUAAUAAGAGCAUUAUAGUACUAUCCCCAUCAUUGUUAUUAUUAAAUGUUUGAAACAUAUUGCAGAUUUAUUGUUCCAGAAACACUGACCAGAACACGGAUUUCCCACGGUCGCUAAAAAUGAAUCAAUCUUUGCCACCCUUUUUCCAUUUUCUGCCCUUUAUAAUGAAGUUUAUUUGGGAAUCAAAUGGUGAAACAACACAACAUGAAUUCCUUUAAUUUCCAUUGCUAAAAUAUAUUUCUAACAGACUGUUGAAAGUAUUUAAAAGAAAUUCUCCACUACCCUCUCGAAGGCUUUGGUCGUCUCUGACCUCUGAGAGAUGCGUACACACUUCUCACAUUUCAAACUGCAUGUGUGUGUUCACUUGUGUGUGUGAGUCUGUUUCUGUGUGCUUUUAUUUUUGCGACACACUGGGAGCUUUUUCCUCCUCUCUGAGUAUCACACAGAAACGUGUGUGUGUGUGUGUGUGUGUGUGCGGUGUUGACACCCGAGUGUAUUUUCACAAACACGGAUUCUUAAAGACCACAGUCACAGAAAACGUUUCGAUCCUCACUUUUCAAAAACUGCAGCAUAUCAUCACUUUGGUCCCAUUUUAAGAGGAUAAUAGUAACACUGUGGUCAGACAGAAGCACUUCCAGGCUCCUGUCUCAGUUUACUUCUUGAGUUUUUGGUACUAUUAGAAGGAUUCAUUUGCAAAGACAGAUAUCUGCUUUUUUAUUUAUUUAAAAUCAUGUCUUCUGUGUGUGUGUGUGUCUGUGUGUGUGUGUGUGUGUGUGUGUGUGUGUGUGUGUGUGUGCGUGCACGUGUACAGUCCAGUGUAUAUGAAUUAAAAUGGUGGUGGUUUACUCAUCUUAGGAAUGGAUUUUAUCUAGUUUUGCAGAUGAACUCUGUUGAAGCGUCAGUCUUGUCAUCCAGGUUGUUCUUGUAGCAGUUUGGUGUGUUCACCUUCCACGGCUCUAACGGUUUCCAUGGUUCCUUAUGUCCACACUUUGGUCACAGUUCCUAAGUGAACCUUCAGCCUCCUUUCUCGUCUUGUCCAAGUGCAAAUGAUGCCGUUUUGUGUUUCACCGAGAGACAUCAAGACUUCUCUUCAUCUUGCAGCUUUGGGCUUUCACUCAUCCUGCUCACAUCUGACUUUCGGGAGGGCAUGUCUAGACAUACAUGUGUACAUAUACAGAAUAUAUAUAUAUAUCAUGAGAAUUACUGCGUAAUGUAGACUGUUAAUCUUGUACAGUGAGCAUUGAUCCUGUAUGGUGUAUUUGUUGUGGCUAAUGUGACUGUCUGCAUCAUUCCUUUCCUUUAAAAUUUUUUAAACCAUCAGCCACUUGGAAAAGAUGUGACUUAUUUAGCUUAUUUAGAAUUUGUAAAGGGUCUUUGUAUAACAUUAAAAAAAUAUGUAAGAAUUCGAAAAACAGGAAAAGCUCUAAAAUGUCACAGUUUUCCGUUUACUUUACAUCAGUGGAGGCUUGAUGGAGACCACCUUGAUUCUCCUCUUACUGAGAGAAACAAAAAGUUAACAGCAGGACAUAUUUACAGUUUGAUUAUUUUUCUUAUCUUGCAGUGUAAAACUGUAUGUGGUCUCUUAUUGAUAACAGCGGGCAUGAGUCGGCUAGUUGACCUUGGAACUGACCAUGCAGCACACCAUGACAUCACUGGGAGGUGUGCUUACGGGUGAUUUGAACUCUGCCUGGGACAUUUUGCAGCAUAACUGUGGUUGGAGAUUUGCCAGUGCUCAGAGAAACAUAUAUAAAUCCACAGAUAUUUAUAGACGGCUUCCUAUCAGAAUCCGACUGAGUUUAGUUGCUCUUGCUGUGACUUUUGUGAAAGCAUUUUAGAUAUUUGACGCAAAUUUGACAUGACACUAGCAUUAAUUCUAUAUUUCCCACUCUUCCUUCUGCACCCUCCUUUCCUCCUCCUCCUCCUCUCUGUCCUCCCUCUUCUCCUUCCUCCAUCUCCUGUCAGUUUCAUUAGUGCUGUCAGAAAGCUUCUAACACUGUUACACACCUGUAAACCCGAGCGUGUCAAAGCUUUUCACAAGUUCUUCGUUUCUUCAUAAAAAGAAGAAAAAAGGCAGCUCGUCACAUGGGUUUCUGAAAAUACACACACACACACGUCAUGUCCAGCAAGUCCAGAAAGCUUUGAGAUCUUAAUCUUUCGUUUUCUCCACCACUCUUUACAGUUUAGAGAAAAUCUGUUUUUUUUGGCAGCCUCAUGGGGGAGGAAAGGUGAGAAAAAUAAAGAAGGCAGAGAGGAAGAGCUGAAGAGUAAGUAACAAGUGAGGAAGAUCGGCUCAUUCACCCAGAAAAAAAAAGGUUCUUCGGUGAAUGUAGUGAACCGAAAUGUCUAAAAGAACCUUCUGGUUUUUCUUCAAAUACAACAUCAUGGAAAAAACAAGACAACAUGAGGAACAUGAGGUAUUACUGAAAACAUCUCAGAAAAGCUGCAGACACGUUUGUUAAACUGAUCUUUACAGAACUGUAAUGACAAAAUGACGCUGUUCUGAGACUUGAAUAUGAAAACGAUACUAAAAUGACCAUUUACCUCAUUGUUCAACAUGUCUGAUGUGCAAUGACCGGAUCGAUUGUGUUUUAAAAAGUGUGUGCUUACUUAAAUUCAACAUCAUUCCUGUAUUUCACACUAAAUGUAAUCAGCAGUUGUUGUUAAUUUUGUUUUAUUUUGAUUAUGUAUUUAGUGUUUAUACAGUAAAGUCAGCCUAGAUAUUUAGCAGUGUAUGUGUUAUAGUGCAUAUAUAAGCUUCCCUUGAGCACAGAGCAGGUUGAAUCUAUUGUGCAUCAUGUAACCGUGUUGUGUUAAACUGUUGUUGUUGCUGAGCCCAAUAAAAGUGAAAAUGAG